AUGGUAGGAGCAUUAUAUUUUAUGAAUGAGGACACGUGGCGCCUGCGGCGUGGGACUAUGCUGGUCAGUAAUGAUGAUGAGCUGAAGGAAUAUGUGAGAUGUGCAAUAGUGAAUAUGUAUAUGGAAAUACUGAAGGAAUCAUCAUGUGGUGGAGACUGGGGUUUAUGGUAUGCAUGGUACACCAUGAAACAGAUGGAAGACGGGAUACGGGGUGGUUUAAUAACCACAGGUAAAUGUGGGCACGAAGUGUUUGAAAACAUACAAACAAAGGAAUUCGACAUGGCAGAGAAGAUUAAGGACUGGUUAAAGAAAAACCCGAGCUUGACUGACAAAAUUGGAGGCCAGGGUAUAGACAGCACAUGUAGGAAAAGCUUAGCAGAACUUGACGGGGUAACACCGGGUAAACAUAAAAUGGGUGACAAAAUAAAAAUGCAGCCAGAGGAGCAGGCAGCUAUAACUACGUUAGGCCAAGAACUGAAGGUCAUAGUUGAGCAGGUAAAGACAGCAGCAGUGCAAUGCGCGCAGACACCUGGACCAUGCAUGGAGCCUAGCGAAGACGACCCCAGUAGCGCUCCUGAGAAUGCCGACAGUAAGGCCAUAGUACCGCACCCUGUCAACAGCGGUAUACCAGCACCAAACGCAGCGGCAGGUAAGGACCGAUGGCAGAAUGCACUAAUGCGGCCGCCACCGAUAAGACUGCGGACGGAUGCCUCCACCACAACAAAAAGCGGCUGCGCGGAAACAGAAACCAACGUCGCUGCCCCACUUCGGUUGAGCGAUGAGCACAGGGGCUACGAUGGCAGUGGUAGUGGCGCCGACGACUGUGCAGACGAGUGUGGAGGGUUUACGGAAUUUAUGGAUAUAAGGGGAUUAUAUGUGGAUAGUGUAUUACAGAAAGGUUGA
This is a messenger RNA of Plasmodium fragile, 903 nucleotides long. RefSeq lists its product as uncharacterized. NCBI's taxonomy places the organism in Eukaryota, Apicomplexa, Aconoidasida, Haemosporida, Plasmodiidae. The transcript has a single exon. The record is from RefSeq and is a predicted model, not a curated record. The coding region runs from base 1 to 903 and encodes 300 amino acids.